GCGGGAUUCCAGCGGAAACCAGAGGUGGGAGGGCUCUUCCUGCCCAGGGGAGGCUUCCCAGGAGUAUGAGGGAUUUACAAUCGCCUCCUCUCGCUCCCUGUCCUCCGCAGAGUUGCCCUGAAGGCCAUGUGCAGUGGCAGGCUGCAGACAGCUUUGCUGGUGGCUGGCUACUUUGUCUACCUGCUGGUAGGUGCUGCUGUGUUCCAGGCCCUGGAGAGGACUGCUGAGAAGCAAGAGAAAAUGGCAGCUGCCCAGAUGAAGGAGGCUUUUCUGCAGAACUUCACGCAGCUCACGGUGCCAGAGAUGGAGCAGUUCAUGAAGAACCUGAUUGAAGCCAUUCAAAAUGGAGUAUACCCUGUUGGAAAUGAAUCACAGUUUGAAGAGAGCAACUGGGAUUUCAGCAACUCCUUCUUCUUUGCAGGCACAGUUGUCUCCACAAUAGGCUAUGGCACAUUACAUCCUAAAACUGCUGGGGGACAGAUCUUUUGUGUGUUUUUUGCACUUUUUGGAAUCCCUCUGAACAUUGUUUUUCUGCACCGUGUUGGUAAGAUGCUCUCACUGCUCUGCAAAAAGCUGGGGAAAUUCCUGUACGAGAAAGGAAUGAGAAAGAAGAAGAUCAAAUUUCUGACCCUUUUGUUCUUCCUGGCAACGGGGAUCCUGGUUUUUCUGUGCUUGCCAUCAGUCUUCUUCCAGAUAACAGAGGGCUGGUCCUACAGUGAAGGAAUUUACUUUGCAUUUAUCACCCUCAGCACCAUUGGCUUCGGAGAUUAUGUAGUAGGCAAACAGUCUGACAGGAAAUACUUUUCCUACUAUCGAGUGCUGGUGGCCAUUUGGAUUCUUUUUGGCCUUGCCUGGAUUGCUCUGCUGUUUAAUUUAUUGACAACAGUACUAGAAGAUACUGAAAAAAUAAUUGUCAAGGAUCUGCAGCAAAUUGGAAAGCCUUCAAGUUGGUGAUGGGAUGAAGGAUGGAUGCAGCAGAGCUCGCUACAGUCCCAGAAAUGCAUGGGCAGCUCCUGAAGAACAUGGCCCAGCAACGAGGCCUACAAAGUGCUUAAAGGCUGAAUGUAAUGACAACAGUGGUAGCACAUACACAUUCCUGUGUCCCAUCCAGCUGAUGAGCUGAGAAAUGGAGCAAUCAGCCCUGUAUAAAGGAUCUGAGAGCAUAGGCACAGGUGUUCCCAGAGAAAGAAGACAAUUUGCCCUCAAGUCUCUGUAGUAAGGGUUUGGAUCCAAGCCACUGAAGACCAGCAUGUGAGGCCUAAUCCCGUAAAAACAGUCAAUGUUUGGAUGGGAAACAUGUCACUGAGUUGGAGCCAGGUGUGUGCAGACUUCCGUGGGAGGAUGAGUCAAGAGAGCUCUGGCAUCAUCUGCAAAAGGACCUGAUGCUGUGGGAGAGAGCUUAGCAAGUGUAAAAAACCAUGAGGAAGCAGUGAUGGUCCAAAGAAAAGCCCUCAAUUUCCCUGGUUGUCCUUGGAGCAUUCUGGAGAUCAUUGCAAGACCAGGCACUUGAAAUAAGCUGUUUCCCUUCUACCUCUGAGCCAUGAGACAGGGAUGGUCUGUUCCUCACACAGCUCCUCUGGAGAAACUCCAGCCUUGAGCACAGAACUGACAGCUGGCAAGAUGCCAUUGGCUUUGCCAAAUCUGACCACAGCUGGUCCCUGAUGCAAUAAAAUGUUGAAUCACCAGAAUCUGAGAAUGUGAUUGUCUGGAGGGUCACCAAGAAAAAUCAGCAAAGACUUGCUGGCAACUUGCAAUGCAUUUGCCAGUUCCAGGCUCCGUGGAAACCUGACCUGUCAAAUUUCCUCCAAACAGGGCUCAGAUGCUCGAAUUUGCCAGUGGGGAAAAGCAUUUCUGAUAACGCUGCCCAACUUAAGCUUGCAAAGAAACCUCAAGUAGAGAGAGCCUCACGACGAAUAAGGGUUUGUCUCACAAAAUUCCCAUGCCCCAAAGGGUUACAACCCACUCACCAAAAACCAAGAGCAAAUGUGUGACAGAAAGGAUGCAUUGGGAUACUGGGAGUAGCUCAGCAUCCAUGAUGGCUCAUGAGUAACCCAUCAGCUCUGCCAGCCACUGGACUGGGUUUUUUCUGCUUCCCCUCCAUCUGCCAGCUCAGCAAGACAUCUCCACAGGGAUCCACACAUAUCCUGAGACACCUUCAAACAGGCUUCCCUGUGACUGUAGCCCAACACAGUUUCCCUAAAGUACAGUUUCACAACCCCAACAGUUUUCCUAAAGUAUAGGAGAACCUGAAGGCCUUCAGUCAGAUCAGCUUCACUGGUUGCCCAGAAAAAAGCUGUGGCUGCCCCAUCCUUGGAAGAGCUGGAUGGGGCUUGGAGCAGCCUGGUGUCAGGGAAGGUGUCCCUGCCCAGGGAGCUGGCAGGGGAUGGAACAGCGUGAUCUGUAAGGUCCCUUCCAACCCAAACUAUUCUGUGCUUUCUGUGGUUAUUAUGAAUUCACUAGUUUUACACCCAAUCAAGACCUGCCACAGUGAAAAACCCCUUCAUUCUCACUCUAGUUGUCCUUAGGGUCACAUUUUGUGGCGUUAGCACCAUCGAGAACUACACAUCAGUCUGGAUCUGUCCUCCAUCUGUCCUGCAUCCUUAUCUCGUGUGUUUUCAAGGAGCUCAGCAGAAAUAUAUGGAUCAAAGCUAAUCGAUAAUACCAGAGCCCUUUCACCAUAUUGCUUUCACUACAUUACUGCAUCCUUUAAAAACAGAAAUCUUAGCAGACCGCAGUACAAUGCCAGACAGACUGUCACUUCCAAAUUAUGUUUAUUUAUUCUCUCUCUGCCUCUUGGCUGGCCCCAUUACCAGCAUAUCUCAGUGUCUCUCAGCCAUCAGCAUAUUUGCCUCCCCUCCCUUCCCCCUACCCCGAGGUACGUCUCCUCUCAAGUACAAAGUGGACUGACACGGCAAGUUUUUGAGCCUAUUUAACACCAGCUUUAUCUGAGGAGAACUGGAUUCAGUGACAGAGCCUCAGAAUUAAUUACACGAAGGUGAAUUCCUGUCACAGAGCCUGGCACAGUGUCACUGCAAACAUUUUAACAGCCAGUCCCUGGCCCUCGACUGCCUUUGUGCAGUGUAAAGCAAUUAUUUGUACCUGCUUGGUGAAACGUGUCAGCCCCUUCAGAGGUGCUGCGACACAGCAAACACGCUUCAACCCUUGUUAUUCACCAGGAAAAGGGUGUGUGGUGGAUCUUGGCUCUGCACAAAGUCACUGCUGCUCGAGAUCAAGCUCUUCAGGGAUCUGAAUGCAGCAGUUUGUGUAUUAUCCACAUGAAGAAUAUCUUGCAGUUGAGGCCCAGUGAUGUGGCCAAAAGCAGAAAUGGGACUUGAGGCCAAGGAAACAAAAGUGCGAAUCUCAAACAAGCACGUCCUUGCUGAGCCCCACCAGCAGGGAGGAAUGGAAGACUGAACCCCCUCUUUCAUCUCCCUUUUGUCAAGUAUUUUCAGUCCUUUUCUCUCCCUUUUCACCUCCUGCAUCCCAAGGGUACCCCUGGUGGAAACUGUUUUCCACCCUCACCCCAGGUCCAACUGCUAACCCUUGCUUCAGCUGUUACAGCUGACACAUUCUUACCACAUUCCUUCUUUAUUCUCAU
Pyrgilauda ruficollis (rufous-necked snowfinch) is the source of this 3598-nucleotide messenger RNA. Its product is annotated as potassium channel subfamily K member 16-like. Gene Ontology annotation, molecular function: potassium ion leak channel activity. The record is from RefSeq and is a predicted model, not a curated record. Lineage: Eukaryota; Metazoa; Chordata; Aves; Passeriformes; Passeridae. Bases 127 to 954 code for a protein of 275 amino acids. Gene Ontology annotation, cellular component: membrane. Gene Ontology annotation, biological process: stabilization of membrane potential; potassium ion transmembrane transport. The transcript is spliced from 8 exons.